This is a messenger RNA of Alternaria hordeiaustralica, 1077 nucleotides long. RefSeq lists its product as uncharacterized. The transcript has 3 exons. The record is from RefSeq and is a predicted model, not a curated record. The coding region runs from base 1 to 1077 and encodes 358 amino acids. Lineage: Eukaryota; Fungi; Ascomycota; Dothideomycetes; Pleosporales; Pleosporaceae.
AUGUCGCACAAACUAUCGUCAAAAGAACCCGAACUUCUACAAGUACCUGUCAGACACAGUCUGAAUUUCCAACCAUCAUCUGACGAUUGUGACUCCGAUUUCUCAGACACCUAUGACGCGGACGAUCCUGAUGAUCUGGAAGAAGAAGAAAAGGCAUUGGUCACCGCAUACCUACAUGACCCUCCAGCUCUGCAUAUCCGACGGACGUUGGACCAGUACUACUACCAUAUGCUUGACAACACGAAAGAGCGCGACAUGGACCAGGUAGUGUCUCGAUGGGCAAAACAGAUGAAAUCCGAGACUCGGCACAACAUUCUUAUGGUGGAUCAACUUUGGCUUUGGUCUACUCAUCAGAAACCGUCCCCAUACAAAGCUCAAGACAAGGCGUCUGAAAUUCGAACAAACCGUGAGCAGAUGGGCAUGAAAAAUGGAAGCUCUCUGGAGGAAGAGCCUCAGGACCACUACGUCAUAUCUUGCUUCCCAAGCAGAACAGGGACGGGCCAGCAUGCGCACCGCGUUAUGGACGAUCUUAGACUACUAGUCUUGGAUCCGACGCACCGCAAACGAUAUCCCAUCCGUAAACCGGAAGACCUUACUUCACGCAUAUUGGAGACCUGCUGCAGUGUUUUUGAUCGACUACUAGAUGCGGAGCCGCUCCGCUUCUUCCAGAUGUUCGAAGAGAGUGUUGGAACGAUAAAGGACGACAAUGAGAGUCGGCUCUUUCGAGCGUUCCAACGCGGAUCCACACAUCUUAUGCAGCUCAAAGCGACCAACAAGUACUACGAAGAGAAAAAGAACAAACUUCUCGUCGAUCUUCUGGAUAUCCGCGAGGAGGUGAAGCUCCUAGUUGAGAUAAAGGACAUCCUCGAUGAGAUCAACAUCAUUCUUUCGGUACUAGACAUACAACGGACGGUCAUCAAGCAGCGACGGAAGGCGGAAGGAUUCACUUUCCUAGGCUCGUCAGCUGCAGAGGUUCUCAUCAAAGCCGACAUAGAUGACUUCAAGAAGCUUGAAGGUCACAGUCGCACAAUACAGGAGAAGGUAUGGCGGACAUUGCGAAGAGCAGAACCGAGCUAA